AUGAUGAAUCGUAUAUCAUCCAUUCUUCUAUCAUUAUUAUUAACAUCAAUCGUUGUUAUUCAAUUAGACGAUCUUUUAGAUAUUAAAAUAUGUGGUAAGAAUGAAAAAUAUACAACAUGUGAUUCUACAUGUCCUCCAACUUGUGAUGAUAUACGUUAUCCAUUAUCGAAACCAUAUAAGACAUGUAUUUUAUUAUGUAAAUUUGACUGUUUUUGUAAGAAUGGUUACUAUCGAGCAGAAGAUGGUAGUUGUGUUUCACCAGAGAAAUGCUGUGGUGACAAUGAAAAAUAUAAAACUUGUGGUUCAGCUUGCAUUGAAACUUGUGAUAAUAAACCUGAACAAUGUACAAAACAAUGUGUUGUCGGUUGUUUUUGUGCUUGGUCUGAUCAUGUUCGUCAAAGCAAUAGUACUGGUAGUCCAUGUAUUCAUCGUGAUAACUGUUCAAAUGCAUGUAACGAAGACAGUUAA
Molecule: messenger RNA, 468 nt
Organism: Rotaria sordida
Lineage: Eukaryota; Metazoa; Rotifera; Eurotatoria; Philodinida; Philodinidae
Source: the annotation of a GenBank genome assembly